Nomascus leucogenys (northern white-cheeked gibbon) is the source of this 2160-nucleotide messenger RNA. It is a transcript of the gene SUMF1, whose product is annotated as sulfatase modifying factor 1. The record is from RefSeq and is a predicted model, not a curated record. Gene Ontology annotation, cellular component: endoplasmic reticulum. Lineage: Eukaryota; Metazoa; Chordata; Mammalia; Primates; Hylobatidae.
CACGUGACCAACCGGGUCACAUGGCCCGCGGUACAACAUGGCUGCGCCCGCAGUAGGGCUGGUUUGUAGACGCUGUCCUGAGCCGGGUCUCGUCCUCUUGCUUCUGCUGCUCUCGCUGCUGUGUGGAGCGGUAGGGAGCGAGGAGGCCAGGACCGGUGCGGGCGCGGGGUCCCUUGCGGGUUCUUGCGGCUGCGGCACGCCCCAGCGGCCUGGCGCCCAUGGCAGUUCGGCAGCCGCUCACCGAUACUCGCGGGAGGCUAACGCUCCGGGCCCGGUACCCGGAAAACGGCAACUCGCGCACUCAAAGAUGGUCCCCAUCCCUGCUGGAGUGUUUACAAUGGGCACAGAUGAUCCUCAGAUAAAGCAGGAUGGGGAAGCACCUGCGAGGAGAGUUGCUAUUGAUGCCUUUUACAUGGAUGCCUAUGAAGUCAGUAAUGCUGAAUUUGAGAAGUUUGUGAACUCAACUGGCUAUUUGACAGAGGCUGAGAAGUUUGGCGACUCCUUUGUCUUUGAAGGCAUGUUGAGUGAGCAAGUGAAGACCAAUAUUCAACAGGCAGUUGCAGCUGCUCCCUGGUGGUUACCUGUGAAAGGUGCUAACUGGAGACACCCAGAAGGGCCUGACUCUACUAUUCGGCACAGGCCAGAUCAUCCAGUUCUCCAUGUCUCCUGGAAUGAUGCGUUUGCCUACUGCACUUGGGCAGGGAAGCGGCUGCCCACAGAAGCUGAGUGGGAAUACAGCUGUCGAGGAGGCCUGCAUAAUAGACUUUUCCCCUGGGGCAACAAACUGCAGCCCAAAGGCCAGCAUUAUGCCAACAUUUGGCAGGGAGAGUUUCCGGUGACCAACACUGGCGAGGACGGCUUCCAAGGAACUGCACCCGUUGAUGCCUUCCCUCCCAAUGGUUAUGGCUUAUACAACAUAGUGGGGAACGCGUGGGAAUGGACUUCAGACUGGUGGACCGUUCAUCACUCUGUUGAAGAAACGCUUAACCCAAAAGGUCCCCCUUCUGGGAAAGACCGGGUGAAGAAAGGUGGAUCCUACAUGUGCCAUAGGUCCUAUUGUUACAGGUAUCGCUGUGCUGCUCGGAGCCAGAACACACCCGAUAGCUCUGCUUCGAAUCUGGGAUUCCGCUGUGCAGCCGACUGCCUGCCCACCAUGGACUGACAACCAAGAAGAGUCUUCCCCAGUCCAAGAAGGAGUCGUGUCUGACCUACAAUGGGCUUCCCUCAGAACUCUGAAUGAUGCCACACAAAGAAUUCCCACCCUGAGGUGGGUUACAUACCUACCCAAUGGCCAAAGGAACCGCCUUGUGAGACCAAAUUGCUGACCUGGGUCAGUGCAUGUGCUUUAUUGUGUGGUGCAUCUUUGGAGAUCAUCGCCGUAUUUUACUUUUGAGAGUCUUUAAAGAGGAAGGGGAGUGGAGGGAACCCUGAUCUAGGCUUCAGGAGGCCCGCGUCCUACGCAGGCUCUGCUACAGGGGUUAGACCCCAGGUCCGACACUUGACCUUCCUGGGCCUCAAGUGCCCUCGCCUCUCAAAUGAAGGGACGGACAGCAUGACCUCUGGGUUUCUCUCCAACUCGCCAAUUCUAAAAAGGAUAUCAGAUUCUAUUGUGACUUCAUAGUGAGAAUUUAUGAUAGAUUAUUUUUUAGCUAUUUUUUUCCAUGUGUGAACCUUGAGUGAUACUAAUCAUGUAAAGUAAGAGUUCUCUUAUGUAUUAUUUUCAGAAAAGGGGGGUGGUGGCUCCUUUAUAUUCAUACCGCACUUUGUUUUUCCAAGGAAAUCAGUGUCUUUUACAUUGUUACGAUGAAUCCCACGUGGACCAGUGAUGGUAUGCUGAAGUUCAGCCACUGAACACACAGGAAUGUCUGUGGGGUGACUCUACUGUGCUUUAUCUUUUAACAUUAAGUGCCUUUGGUUCAGAGGGGCAGUCAUAAGCUCUGUUUCCCCCUCUCCCCAAAGCCUUCAGUGAAUGUGAAAUGUGUGCUAAAUGGGGAAACCUGUUUAAUUCUAGAUAUAGGGAAAAAGGAAUGAGGACCUUGAAUUAGCUAUAUUCAGGGUAUCCGGUAUUUUGUAAUAGGAAAUAGGAAACCUUGUUGGCUAUGGAGUAUCAGAUGCUUUGAAUCAUGCACUAUGUCGAAUAAACUUAUCUGCUAAAUCAGG